This is a messenger RNA of Prosopis cineraria, 1634 nucleotides long. RefSeq names its product E3 ubiquitin-protein ligase RDUF1-like. Gene Ontology annotation, molecular function: ubiquitin protein ligase activity. Bases 129 to 1250 code for a protein of 373 amino acids. The record is from RefSeq and is a predicted model, not a curated record. Gene Ontology annotation, cellular component: cytoplasm. Gene Ontology annotation, biological process: protein ubiquitination. Lineage: Eukaryota; Viridiplantae; Streptophyta; Magnoliopsida; Fabales; Fabaceae. The transcript has a single exon.
CCACCUCUCUCGGUGGGCCUCAGAUUGACGCUGUGUUUCUCCUCUGCACAGAUUCAUAGCGCUUCACAUUCUCUCUCCAUAAACGCGUAAGCGAGUCAACUCCUUCUAAAACUCAGAUCUGGAGCCUGAUGAACCCGGAUAUGUCAUCCCCGACAGGAUCGUAUUGGUGCUAUAGAUGCACCCGAUUUGUUCGCCUUUCGCAUGCUCAGGAUCAUAUUGCUUGUCCCUGCUGUCGAAGCGGCUUCCUGGAAGAGAUCCCGAUCAACCCAUCUCCAUCUUCGUCUAUGUCCAUCUUCACCCUUGAACCUCAAAAUUCCUUCAAUUUAAGGAGACAAGGGUUCCGGAGAAGACGCCGCAAUGCCGGCAGCCACUCUUCCUUUAACCCAGUGAUUGCUCUCCGCGGACCUGCCCAUGGCGGUGUCGCGGAAGAGAGCGGAGAUCGCGAAGGAAGUGGUAGCUUCCAAUUGUACUAUGAUGACAAUGAUGGUUCCGGUCUGCAACCAUUACCGCCGAAUAUGUCGGAGUUCUUGCUCGGGUCAGGAUUCGAUCAGGUGUUGGAGCAGAUUUCACAGAUCGAAAAUAAUGGUCUCGGGCGGCUGGGGAACCUACCGGCGUCCAAAAUGGCCAUUGGAUCGAUGCCGACGAUUGAGAUAGGGGAGCAACAUGUGAGUACGGACAUACACUGUGCCAUUUGUAAAGAAGCAUUUGAGCUAGGUUCAAAGGCAUCUGAAAUGCCUUGCAAGCACAUCUACCAUUCGGAUUGCAUUGUUCCGUGGCUUUCAAUGUGCAAUUCGUGUCCUGUAUGUCGCAAUGAGCUGCCUUCGGAUAGAAACCACUUGGAAAGUAGAGUCUCAAGGCAAAUCGAUGAAGAAACAAUAGGAUUUACGAUAUGGAGGCUACCAGGUGGGGGCUUCGCCGUAGGAAGGUUUCCUCAUGGUCGCGUUGAUGGGGAGAGUCAUUUGCCAGUUGUAUACACAGAAAUGGACGGUGUGGUUAGUGCAAAUGGCGUUCCUAGAAGAGUUUCCCGGGCAAUGAGAAAUAUUAGACUUAGCGAAAGUCGUGGAUUGAGGAGAAUAUUUCGCAGUUUCUUGGCAUUCUUCGGGAGGCUUGGAUCUAGGUCAACAUCCUCCUCCUCUUCAUAUUCCAUUUCUCAGAAUGGACCCCUGAGUGGAAGCCUCAGGCAAUUAAGUUCAGUAUUCAAUAGGAACUCGCAGAGCCGAAGUAGAGAUUGGGUAGUGGAAGAUAUAUAGAAUAACUUUAGCAGUAUUUGAAAAGAAAAAUAAUAAUUAAAGCAUACACUUCCAGUCAAGAAAUUUACACUGCAAAUAUAUCAUAGAAUUCUUAACUAUGAAUUGUCGAAGGAUGAAACGUGAUGGGAGAGCUGGUCUCUUGACGAUUGGUUUCCUGAGAAUGAGAUGCCAAGUUUUCUUGUUCGGUGAAAAUACUCAUUAAAGGGUGCAAUUUUGCACUUGAAAGUUGAUAAAGAGUUGUUGUAGAUGGAAAAACAAGUAUAUGUUACAAUACGAAUUGAGCCCGGCUGUCGCAGAGUAGUACACAGGGCAUAAUUGAGAAGGAUGAAAUGCAAUUUUAUUCCUCGCGUGCCUAAAUUAUGGAUUCGUUUAUAUCAUGUUUUA